Messenger RNA from Quercus lobata, 2144 nucleotides. RefSeq lists its product as uncharacterized. Bases 225 to 1778 code for a protein of 517 amino acids. NCBI's taxonomy places the organism in Eukaryota, Viridiplantae, Streptophyta, Magnoliopsida, Fagales, Fagaceae. The record is from RefSeq and is a predicted model, not a curated record. The transcript is spliced from 9 exons.
GCGAUAAAUUGGCGAUCCCUUAGCAACUUUAUCGUGGCGAUAAUAAUAUGUUAGCUUAGCCCCGACAAAAAAGUUUCGAACAACGUUUCGUUCUGUUCUGUUUUUUUUUUUUUCGCCUUAAUAGCUUUUCAAACCCCUGCAAAUCCUGUCAGCUCUGAAAAACCCUAAAUCCCCAAAUCGGAAAAUCCACUCUGAUUCACUCAAAAUAAAGGUAGAGAGUGAAAAUGGGUGAGGUGGGAGAAGAAGAAGUAGGUAAGAAGAAGAGGAGGAGUGCUAGAAUAUUGGAAUUGGAGGGGGAGAAGAAGAAGAAGAUCAAGGACAAAAAGGAGGUGAAGGAACAAGGAGAGGUAAGCACUAACAAACUCAAAGUGAAAUCCAAAUCAGAGGUUGAGGAGGGUCCUAAGCAAGACCAUGAGGAGCAUGAAGAAGAAGAGCAAGAGAAAACUGAGGAGGAGCAGAGUCCAAGUACAAGAGAAGCAGUAGAAGCGCCCACUGUUAAUGAAGAAACGCUUGAAGACGUGGACAUUGCUUUUGUUGCUUCCCCUUCACAACAGGACAUUAUGGGUGCAUCACGGCCAGACCAUACAGAUACUCAGUCUGAUCAGCAACCUACUGAUCCCUCCAUGCAUACACCCCUUCCUGCACAAUCAUCAGCACCUUCGGAGCUCUCAGUGGACACACUAACAAUAACAUCUGAAACUUCCGCCUCAAGCAGAAAGAAAGGAAGAGGACCUGCAAAAGGCUUGAAGCUGGCUAAGAGAGCACAAGAGAGUACUGAUGGGAAGUUGGACAUUGAGUUCUCAGACAAGUCUAAUUCAGCUGUGGGGCCAAAUCAGCGGAUGUUUGUGGAUGAGGUGGUACAACAGAUGAGAACGUAUGCACCGCUUAAUGUUAAGAAGUGGGCAGAAGUACCGCAGGAGGCAAAAGAUAACAUUGUUGCAGCCGUGUUGGGUAGGUGGAGAGUCCCAGAUACGCCCUUGCGAAGAGCCAGCAUAUUACAGUUGGCUAAUCGAAGAUAUCGGGGUUGGCGAGCAAAACUCUCCAAGGACUACAGUAAGUACGACAAUGAUGAGGAGCGCAGGCAGAACCGGCCCAAGGAGGUCACAGAGCGGCAAUGGGAGUCUCUUAUUGCAUACUUUGGUACCGAUGAUUUUAAGACCAUUAGUGAUAGAAAUAAAGAAAACCGAUCGAAGCAAAAGACAGGUAAAAUCACAGGAAGCAAGUCUUUUGCAGCUGUGAGUUAUGAUGCGCGGGACCCCCUGACUGGUCAGCAGCCUAGUGAAUACAGGACAUGGCUUCUGUGCCAUCGUCAUUCUGAUGGUACUUGGAGUGACGACAAUGCCAGACAGAUUUAUGAGCAAGUUAACGAGUUAAUUACUCAGAAGUCUGAACAAGAGGGGGUGCCACUAUUGUCAUCAACUGAGGAUGAAUUGUUUCAUUCAGUGAUUGGUUCUAGACCAGGCCAUGUACGGGGCCAGAGACAUGGGUCGAUCCCAGAGCAGAAAGAGGUGCUUGGUGAGGUUCAAAUGGAGCGUGAUGCACUUGAAGAGCAGCUCGGUGAGAUGAAGUUGAAGUUGCAGGAGGAAAGUGCAGCACGGACUGUGAUACAGGCACAACUGCAGGCAGAGAGUGCAGCACGGGCUGAGAUGGAGGCACGGUUGCAGGCAGAGAGUGCAGCAAGGACUGCUAUGGAGGCACGAUUGCGUGCAGAAUUUAUGGUUGCCCUCGAUAGCCUACGAUCUCAAGCCUCUACUAGCAGUAAACACAAUCAACAAUGAAGUAAAGAGACAUCAUAUCAAGAUCUGUUGCCAGAGGAGUCUCUCUGCUUCCCGUGCAUUUGGGCUUGAGGAAACUUCCACUACUCAAGCAUUAGAAUUUUUUAUUUUUUAUUUUUUUUUAAGUGGGUGAAACUUAGUACAGGUUUUCCAAUUAAAUUCCAACACAUGGCUAUUGAAUUUAGUUGUCUUGGUUGAGAUAACACUUUGUACUAAAUUAGUCAAUCAUGUUUUUGAAUUCAUUUUAAUUAUAGCAUUGCAAAAGCAAAAGGCGCAAAACUGAUGCUAUGCAUGGUCGCCUAGAUGAUAGAGCUAUAAUGUAGGCCUAUGACAAAGUUUUAUUAAUGCAGUAUAGAUGUUGUGUAAUCA